Dovyalis caffra is the source of this 1068-nucleotide messenger RNA. Lineage: Eukaryota; Viridiplantae; Streptophyta; Magnoliopsida; Malpighiales; Salicaceae. The record is from the annotation of a GenBank genome assembly.
AUGGCGAAGCGCGAAACAGCACAACAAAGGUCCGUUACUUUCACAAAAAGACGGCAUGGUCUAUUCAACAAGGCUGCAGAGUUGUGCAUGAUCUGUAAUGCUCGAGUUGCGAUUAUGGCGACCUCGGUUUGUUCCAAAGAGAAAGUCUUUUCCUUUGGUCAUUCUUCUGUUGAUGCUGUCUUCGAUGCCUUCCUCAAUGGGUCUUCUCCUCUGGAAGCAGCCGAUGAUGACACAAUGAGGUAUGCAAGUUCCCUCUCUCAAGAAAUUAAGGAAUUGGAGAUUGAGUUUAGCACUCUUAUGCAAAACAAGAAGAAAAACGUUGUUCCUCAAGGAGAGUUUUCAUGGGAGUUAGAACAAUUUGACAAGUCCAAUUCAAUUGAGGAGUUGCAGAAUCUUGUAGAUUGCCUGGAAUUUUUGUUGGCUAGAGCAAAUAGCAAAUUGAAUAACUCAAGCACUCUUGGUUCUACUUCUGGUGCCACCGUAGUCAAUUAUGGUAAUAACAGUUCUGCCGGCAUUCUUGAUGUUGGUAGUGUUGGAACUAAAUCUGAUGACGUUUUGGCUAUUGAGGUUCGUAAACCUCAUGAAGCAACCUUCUCUCUCAGAUUUCUGGGUUUGGUUGCAAUGGUUACUAUGUUUUCUCUAAAGGGAAACAGUACUGAGUAUGAUAGUUCUCCAUUGACUAUUAAGCCAGAAGGCCCUGAGCCAAACUCAGUACUGCCUAAUUAUCAUAGUGAUAGUGAUUUUCCAACUGUCCAUGCUGAUCAUAUUGAUUACCUGCAGUAUAUCCUUCAAUCUCCCUCCAAUUCCCGUUACAAUUUAGAGAAUGUUUUUCCAGCAAACAAUGCUGAUGAUAAUAACCCCUCAUGGACUCCACUUGCAGAUGCUCCUGGUCCUAGAAUGAAUAAGUACUUCAAGGACACAGAGUUUGCUGAUUGGGGAACUAAAACUGCACCAAGUUCUUAUAAUUGUGAAUUUAACCGUCAUUAUGUUAUGGAUGGAAACAGCAAUCCCAAGCCAGAUGAUUCAAAUACAAAAGAGGAUUUCAUGGAUUUGCUUGCCAGUUAUUAG